GCCUGGGGAGGGGCCAUGGUGCCAAGCCAAUUAUGGGGGACUCUGGAGAAGCCGCUUCUCUUCCUGUGUUGCACCUCCUUCCUCCUGGGGCUGGCUUUGCUGGGGAUACGGCCGGACAUCGCCCCCGUUUCUUAUUUUUUUCUCACCUUGGGUGGCUUCUUUUUGUUGGCCUGCCUCCUGGCCUGUGGUUUGGAAUGGGGGUCUCGAUCAAUGCAGACCGAGAGCCCAGGGGCCUCAAGCAAUGCACGGGACAAUGAAGCCUUUGAGGUGCCAACCUACGAAGAGGCCACAGUGUUGGAAUCACAGUGCCACCCCCCAGGGGUGGAUAAACCACCCUCCUACACCAGUGUUGUAACCCCCCCAGAACUUGAGGUGGGACAGCCUAGCCAUCUAGAGGAGCCCAGGAGAGCCAGACUGGACAGGCGAGUGGGCUCAGAGGGGUCUGUGAUCUCAGGAAGCCCUGGAAGAUCUCCAGUCAGCCUGCGGCUUCGGGGACGACGAGUUGCGUCCACUGUUCCUGAUCUGCAGAGCUUGUGGGCGCCCCCCAAAUUGGAACCUCUUACUCCACCCCCUGCCUACGAUGUCAGCUUUGGUCACCUUGAUGAUGAUGUUUUCUAUGGAAACAACUGGACACCCCCCUAAAGGACUUUCCCAGGAUAUAUCAUCUUUCUGCACCAGACCCACUCAUUCAUUCGAACAAUGCUUCCCAGUGCCUGUUAUGUGUCAGGAACUGCGUCUCCACCUGGAUGUCACAAAUGAUGACUUUAACCCAGAGGGGAGUGAGGCUAUGGUGAGCCCUUCCCAGUUUUACAGUGGCACAUCCCAGGGAUGUAGGCGGCACAAUUUGAGCCUUCAGGCAAUAUUCAGUGACCUACCCCAUACCUGGUAUUUCCAGAGUUAGACUGAGGGUGAGAUGAGGAGAUUCCAGAGAAUGUAGUGAAGGAAGAAAAGAAACAAUAUCUGAGUGACAGCUCUGUUACUUCUGUUCCAGGUGCUUUGCCUCUAUUAGAUCACAAAAAUGAGGUAUUGUCCUCAUUUGAAAAAUGAGGAUCCUAAGGGUCAGAAAAAAUUGAUAAUUUGCACAGGGGCACAGCGCUAGUAAAUAACACACAAAUGUCUUGAAUUCUGCUCUUCUGAUCCCAUAGCC
Lipotes vexillifer (Yangtze River dolphin) is the source of this 1147-nucleotide messenger RNA. It is a transcript of the gene TMEM139, whose product is annotated as transmembrane protein 139. NCBI's taxonomy places the organism in Eukaryota, Metazoa, Chordata, Mammalia, Artiodactyla, Lipotidae. The record is from RefSeq and is a predicted model, not a curated record. The coding region runs from base 16 to 642 and encodes 208 amino acids. The transcript is spliced from 2 exons.